UGUGAACCACUAAACUGUUUCCUGUGCUCCCACGGCGCAAGAUACCAUAUUCCGCGCAGGAUAACUCCCUCGCUCCCAUUCCCUUCCUCGUGAAUAAGAGGUAGCUAAAUAAAGUAAUAAACCACAUUCAUUGUCUCUUCUAUCUCUUUUUGUGGGAAAUAUGGAGUCGAGAGUGCUUUCCGGCGCCACCACCAUCUCUGGCAUCCCGCGGCUGAGGAGGCCGGCGAGGGAAGCCGCUUUCUUUCCCCCGGCGAAGCCCAUCGGAGCCGUUGGCGAAGGCGGGAACCUCAUCUGGGGGAGGCAGCUCCGGCCGGCUUUGCUCCUGGAGUCGUCGUCGCCGGCUGCGUCGAUCGCCGUCGAGGCGGGGAAGCGGGAGAUUUUGAGGCCUUGCCUGGCCGCCGCGUCCUCGCCGGCCGGGGGCAGCGAUUCCGCCGGGGAAUCGAAGGUCGCUCCGGUCGGGUUUUUCAACAAGUACCCGGCUCUGGUCACCGGUUUCUUCUUCUUCAUGUGGUAUUUUCUGAACGUGAUAUUCAACAUAAUCAACAAGAAGCUAUACAACUACUUCCCCUAUCCUUAUUUUGUGUCGGUGGUGCACUUGUCCGUCGGUGUGGCGUACUGCGCGGUGAGCUGGGCUGUUGGCCUUCCCAAGCGCGCUCCCAUUGACUCAAACCUCCUGAAGCUGCUCAUCCCUGUCGCUGUGUGUCAUGCAUUAGGCCAUGUUACCAGCAAUGUCUCAUUUGCUGCAGUUGCUGUCUCCUUCACCCACACUAUCAAAGCUCUUGAGCCCUUCUUCAAUGCUGCUGCUUCUCAAUUCAUUCUUGGGCAGUCAAUACCCUUCACUUUAUGGCUGUCCCUGGCUCCUGUUGUUCUUGGUGUGUCAAUGGCAUCCUUGACUGAGCUCUCAUUCAACUGGACAGGCUUCAUUAGUGCUAUGAUUUCCAAUAUUUCAUUCACUUACAGGAGUAUAUAUUCAAAAAAAGCCAUGACUGAUAUGGACAGUACUAAUCUCUAUGCAUACAUAUCCAUCAUUGCCCUCAUUGUCUGCAUACCACCUGCCAUCAUUGUGGAAGGACCUCAACUGAUUAAGCAUGGGUUUAGUGAUGCAAUUGCCAAAGUUGGUAUGACCAAGUUUCUCUCAGAUCUCUUUUGGGUGGGAAUGUUUUACCAUCUCUACAAUCAGUUAGCGACGAAUACCCUAGAAAGGGUGGCACCCCUUACGCACGCAGUUGGCAAUGUGUUGAAACGCGUGUUCGUGAUUGGCUUCACAAUCGUUGUCUUUGGCAACAAGAUUUCAACACAAACCGGCAUAGGUACAUGCAUUGCAAUUGCUGGAGUGGCAAUCUAUUCUUACAUCAAAGCCAAGAUGGAAGAAGAGAAAAGACAAAUGAAAGCAGCUUGAGAAGGAAUGAACGAUGCGUGUGCAUGGACAUUGGGGGAUGUUAUGUUGGAGUUGAUGUCUUUCUUGCCAAAGAAACAAAUGACCAGAUGGAGUAUCUUGCUUGAUUUCAAUGUGAAGUUAUUUUUUGAUAAAUGUUCUUUGGUUCAAAGCACAAACGCACAAACGCUAACUUGCGAUCAGCUCAUCUUGUUAAUUUUAAAUAAUCAGUGUCUCUUGCAAA
Messenger RNA from Malania oleifera, 1619 nucleotides. Its product is annotated as triose phosphate/phosphate translocator, chloroplastic. The record is from RefSeq and is a predicted model, not a curated record. Bases 161 to 1399 code for a protein of 412 amino acids. Lineage: Eukaryota; Viridiplantae; Streptophyta; Magnoliopsida; Santalales; Ximeniaceae. Gene Ontology annotation, molecular function: antiporter activity. Gene Ontology annotation, biological process: transmembrane transport. Gene Ontology annotation, cellular component: Golgi apparatus; membrane. The transcript has 12 exons.